Geodia barretti is the source of this 717-nucleotide messenger RNA. The record is from the annotation of a GenBank genome assembly. NCBI's taxonomy places the organism in Eukaryota, Metazoa, Porifera, Demospongiae, Tetractinellida, Geodiidae.
GCCCCAGGGGCGAGUUUCACGCUGUCGGCGACGGUGCGGAACGACGGCAACGGGGAGUCGGCGGCGACGACGCUGCGCUACUACCGGUCGGCGGACGGGACGAUCACGAGGUCGGACACGGAAGUGGGUACGGACGCGGUGUCAGGGCUUGCGGCUUCGGUGAGCGACAGCCGGACGGUGGACAUGGCCGCGCCCUCGGCGCCCGGGACGUACCACUACGGGGCGUGCGUGGACGCAGUGGCCGGAGAGUCCAAUACGGCCAACAACUGCUCCACCUCCGUGCAGGUGACGGUGCGGGAGCCGGACCAUCCGGAUCUGAUGGUGGUGUCGCCAACGGUGAGCGACAACCGCCCGGCUCCAGGGGCGAGUUUCACGCUGUCGGCGACGGUACCGAACGACGGCAACGGGGAAUCGGCGGCGACGACGCUGCGCUACUUCCGGUCGGCGGACGCCACGAUCACGAUGUCGGACACGUCGGUGGGGACGGAUGCGGUGUCAGGGCUUGCGGCUUCGGUGAGCGACAGCCGGACGGUGGACAUGGCCGCGCCCUCGGCGCCCGGGACGUAUUACUACGGGGCGUGUGUGGACGCGGUGGCGGGGGAGUCGAAUACGGCCAACAACUGCUCGACGGCCGUGCAGAUCAAGGUACUGUUGACGGCUAGGCAGAUACAGAGGUUCCCGGACCUGGUGGUGGGUACGCCAACGGCGAGCCCCGGC